AUGACACCAACUCCCUCGAGUGCCGGCUCGAGUCCGAGUCUCGCCAGCGGCAGCGUCGGCAGCAGCGGCAGCAGCAGCGACGAUCUCUACAACACACUCAUAUUGAAGCUGCUUCAGCUCACUCAUGAUUUCGACAUCGAGGACGGCGAAGACGACGACGACCUCUCAAGCUUGACACCAGGGGAAAGCACACACCGCAACUCUCACCAAGCAGAGAAUCAACCUCGUCGAGCUCUUCGCAUAUCUCGCAAUACCGCUAGUGCUAUCCUCUACACCCUCGAGGAGGCGCUCCGACAACCUAAUCCCUUCACCUCCGAUCUUGUUGAGGAGAACGCGUCAAUGUCCGAUCUUGUUGGCGGAGGCCCUUCUCCUGCCAACAGCAGAGGCGGUGAUGGGCGACCACAACUGUCAAUGCCAGGGGGAAGUGGAUCUCCGAGUAUAAAGGGACCCAGAGAUAUCAUGCGCGAGCGCAAUGCGAGGGAAGCGCGCAAGAGAGCCGAGAUGGAGCAGAAGGAGGCGUCUGAGCGCGCAAGAGCUGCGGAGGAGCAAAGAUUCAUCGAUGUCGAAAAUCGGAGAAGUGGGGAGAGAAGAGCCGCCGCCGCCGCUGCCGCCGCCGCUGCUCAAAGAGGCAGUGGCGAGUCGACACACAAAUCCUCAGGAGGAACAGCUGGCCAACGCGUGUCCGAUGGAUCGCAACGUGAACGUCGAUCUGGCGAUCACCAUCUAGAAGAAGCACAAGGCUUUAGCCGAGGCGGCAGAGCAGCUGGAGGGGGUGAGAGUGCUGCACGACCACGCCCAACACAACAACAAUCACAGGAUCAACAUCACCAGCCCAGAGGCGUCCAGCCUGAACCAAUGCAAAGAUCUAUCCGAGCUGGUACCGGUGCUCCACCAGCUCAAUCUCAAACCGCUGCAACUAGAUCAUCCUUCCCUCACGCGUUUGAGAGAUGGGAGAAUCUUUCCGCACACUGGGAAGGUCUCACGUCUUUCUGGCUUCGCCGCUUAGAGGAGAACGGUAACGAGAUCAAUCGUGACCCACUAUCGCAACAGUUGUCAAGGCAAGUCACGGACCUCUCUGCUGCUGGUGCCAACCUGUUCCACGCCGUGGUCGAACUCCAGCGUCUGCGUGCAUCUUCCGAGCGCAAGUUCCAGCGAUGGUUCUUUGAGACCAGAGCUGAGCAGGAACGCCACCAGGAGAUCCAAGCUUUGACACAGGCCAGUCUGGAGCAGGAGCGAGCAAAGAGAAAUCAGGAGAUGGCUAACGCCAAUGCGAAAGAGAGAGAGAAGUGCAAUGUUGAGAAACAGUUGGCUGAGAUGAAGAGAGAGCUCCAGAUCUCCAAGGAAGAGGCCAGACGAGCGUGGGACGAGCUCGGACGACGUGAGCAAGAAGAGCGGGAGAAGACGGCAUCCCUGAGAGAUGGUCAACCUACGAUGCUUGGUGGUGUUCAAGUCGUUCCGAUGAUGCAGGGUGUCCCUAGCAGACAUGGAAGUUCUCGGGAUGCGCCCAGAGAUACUGGUAACCCUACCCGCCAACCCCAAUCGCCCGAGGGACCCAUUGAGGACAGCGAUAUCAACUACCAGCAAUACUCUCGCGCUCAGCGAUCGGAGCCAGCCGAUCCCUUUGUCACCAGCCCAAAUACCAGAGCCUACACUGAGGCGUCGCUCCCUGCUCACCCAGCCUUCAGCAACUCCCAUCCCCAAUCUCCGGCACCAGCUGUCCAACCCGCCUCGACCGCGGCAUAUUAUCAAGAGCACCAGAGCCCAGACCUCCAGUCCGAUGCAACCUACCGCCAACCAUCUGUGGCCGGCGAAGGCUCCGAGGCCGAGUACGAGAUCGAUUCCCAGGGUAGAUAUGUCCGCGACGACCGUGGCAACAAGAUCCGCUAUCACGUACCCGGCUCUGAGGAGGAAGACGACGAGGAGGAAUACGACGAAGCUAGCGAGCGCGAGCGAGAGGCUGCUGAUAUGCUUCAUCGGUAUGGAGAAGGCUCCGCCGUCGAGUACGGACGGGGUGCGACCCCAACAUCAUCCGCUCCAAGCAACCCACCCGCAGUCCCAUCAGUCGGAGAGCCAGACUACGCUGGUGCUGGAUACGGCAAUGCGCCAGAGUGGGCAGGCGUUCCAAGACACCACCACCCGACCCGCCUGAGCGACGUUCUAGAGGAGGACGAGAGAAGUCGCACAUCUGCCAGUCUGAUCAGCCGUCGCGAUUAG
This is a messenger RNA of Drepanopeziza brunnea f. sp. 'multigermtubi' MB_m1, 2214 nucleotides long. RefSeq lists its product as uncharacterized. The record is from RefSeq and is a predicted model, not a curated record. Lineage: Eukaryota; Fungi; Ascomycota; Leotiomycetes; Helotiales; Drepanopezizaceae.